UCUAGCCCUGUGAAAUUACCAUGUUCACUACUUCCACAUAAUUUUUCCUUGAGAAGAUAAAUACCGUGCUCCCUUCCUCUGGACAAAGAUGAUUUUUUUAAAAAUUUUAUUUAUUUAUUUGACAGAGAGUGAGAGAGAGCACAAGCAGGCAGAGCAGCAGGCAGUGGGAGAGGGAGAAGCAGGCACCCUGCCAAGCAAGGAGCCCGACAUGGGGUUUGAUCCCAGGACCCCGGGAUCAUGACCUGAGCCGAAGGCAGUUGCCUACCCAACUGAGCCACCCAGGCACCCCCAAAGAUGAUUUUAAAUUCAUAGUAUCAUAACAAAAUCUUAGAGGUGUAUAUAUACAUAGAUAUAUCUAUCUAUCUAUCUAUCUAUCUAUAUAGAUAUGUAUCUAUCUAUCUGUAUAUAUAUCUGUGUAAGCUUGUGUAUGCUUGUACAGAUAGAAGUACACAAACACACACACACACCAUCAAGGGAUUUAAGGCAGUUUACAGAAAUGCAUUUGUAUAAAAAUAAGUAAGUCUAGAAGGCAAUGGUCUAUGAGUUACUACUGUGUUCCCCUUCCCCAUUCCCAUCAGUCUAUUUCCACAGUUAGAGGUCAUUUUCUCUUGUGGCUCAUGAAGAAUCACUUAGCAAUCUCAACAGCUCAACUAAAGCUCUUUCUUCCCCUGUCCAACCUGUGCCUGAAUCCUUCACCAGAGUAGUAAGAUAGGGCAGGAGAGAGAAGAAGACAGACCCUGGAGGUCCAAGCUAUGUGGGCCAGAGGAAGGUGAGUCUUCGGCUCCUAUUCCCAGCUACAGUUUGAGCUGAAAUGUGCCUUCCACUGCCUCUAAUGAUGGGUUACUGGGCACAGAGAAUUCUGGAUCAGGAGGUUGCCUUGAUGUUUGCAGACAAAUGUCUUUAAAGCUCAUUUUCAAGCAUGCGAGCAAAGCCAAAUUGGUGUCUCAAAUUGCAACAACUAUGAAGGGGAUGCCUGUUGGUGAAGAAGAGUUUGAAUAUAACAAAGAUGGGCAGUAUGACUGUAAAGGAGGGGAACUGUUGGGAAAAAAGAAAAAAAUUCCCAAAUGCCUUUGGGAGGACUAUAAGAUGAACAUCACAGGGGAAAAGGAUGAUUCGCCAGUGCAUUUCUGUGACAAAUGUGAUUUGCCUAUUCAAAUUUAUGGGCCAGUGAUUCUGCACAAAUAUGCCUUUUGCUAUGACUGUGCUAAUUUAUAUGAUGACAAUGAAGAUAAGAUGUAUCUAGGCUGUAGUAUUCUUGUACCACUCAUCAGGGAGCAUAUGCGAAGUUCUGUCCUCAUGGGCAGCACUGUCCAAGGAUGCAAGCAAACAUAUAUGUCUGAAAAAGACUACAAGGACCCUAUGAGCUGUAUCCCAUCAGAGCAGCACAUCAUGACGUCACCACCUACUGUGCAUCCUGUGCCAUGGGAGGAUCUAUGUGCUCCUUCAGCAGUUGUCUCCACCUCACUUCCUUCAGUCCAUCAAGAAACCCUUAGUAUUUCAAUAAGGGAACACAGCAAUUUGCUCAUCAUCCCUAUUCAGAAUGACUCAAAUCCUGGUGCAAAAGAACCCUCUCUACCUGUUCCAGCUCCCGCUUAUCAUCAUCCUGAAUAUUGGAUGUCCUCCUCUCAAAAUUGUGGCCCACCUGUAAGUGGAUUCCCUUUUAACCAUCAUAAUAUUAACUCUUUACCCUAGUUCACUGAAGAGCAAGAAACUCUGAGCCUUCCAUUUACACAACCAUGUGGAACAAAUUCUGGAAUAUGGCCUAUGUCAAAAGUAUUUUUACCUCCUUCACCAAUGCAAGGUUCACUUUCUCCAGCCCUACUUCCUCAAUCUCAUUAUUCAGAUCAGACAGAAGAUGUACAUCAUAUUAACAACGAUAAUAAUAUUUCGAACUGAAGAGCUGAAGAAAAAACCUUAAAUAUAGUUAACUUUUUAAUUAAACAUUGUUUGGGGAAGGAAAAUUACUCUUAAACACUUACAGGGCACCUGGCUGGCUCAGUUGGUAUAGCACUUGACUCUUGAUCUUGGGGUCCUGAGUUCAAACCCUACACUGGGUGUAAAGCUCACUGACAAACAAAGAACUCUUAGGAUCUUGUCUCUUAAAUUGGUUUUAAACCUUGAUUUUAGGAUUUAUUUCAAGUUCUAUACUGUGGUAUGGAUAAAUGACUCAGUCGAGCAUACCUUUUUUUUACAACUUUGUUCCCUUAGCAUUAUUAAUGGAC
This is a messenger RNA of Mustela lutreola (European mink), 2222 nucleotides long. It is a transcript of the gene CBLL2, whose product is annotated as Cbl proto-oncogene like 2. Lineage: Eukaryota; Metazoa; Chordata; Mammalia; Carnivora; Mustelidae. Gene Ontology annotation, biological process: regulation of cell adhesion; protein ubiquitination. The record is from RefSeq and is a predicted model, not a curated record. Gene Ontology annotation, molecular function: ubiquitin protein ligase activity.